GCGGGAAAACGCGAAAAAGAUGGCGCCCCGCGCCCGGGGGGCCCCUUCCUGAGCGCCCCGGCCCCUCCCUCCUCCUCCGCCCCCCCUCCUCCCUGCGGCGCCCCCGCCCCGCCCCGCCCCCGCCGAGACCCCGACCCCGGCCCCACGGGCGGACACUCGGCCGGGCAGGCGCGGGCCGAGCGCAGCCACCUCCGCCGCCGAUGCGCCUGGUGGCCAGACUCCAAGUGGGACCGGCGGACACGCAGCCUCGCGUGUCAGUGGAAGCUGAUGGAGAAUCGAGGUCUGGACCCAGGGACUCGGGACUCCUAUGGUGCCACCAGCCACCUCCCCAACAAGGGGGCCCUGGCAAAAGCCAAGAACAACUUCAAAGACCUGAUGUCCAAGCUGACAGAGGGCCAGUAUGUGCUGUGCCGGUGGACAGAUGGACUGUAUUAUCUCGGGAAGAUCAAGAGGGUCAGCAGUUCUAAGCAGAGCUGCCUUGUAACUUUUGAAGAUAACUCCAAAUACUGGGUCUUGUGGAAGGACAUACAGCAUGCCGGUGUUCCGGGAGAGGAACCCAAGUGCAACAUCUGCCUGGGGAAGACAUCAGGACCCCUGAAUGAGAUCCUCAUCUGUGGGAAGUGUGGCCUGGGUUACCACCAGCAGUGCCACAUCCCCAGAGCGGGCAGUGCCGACCGGCCUCUGCUCACACCUUGGUUCUGCCGACGCUGCAUCUUUGCGCUGGCUGUGCGGAAAGGCGGCGCGCUGAAGAAGGGCGCCAUCGCCAGGACCCUGCAGGCUGUGAAGAUGGUGUUGUCCUACCAGCCCGAGGAGCUGGAGUGGGACUCGCCCCACCGCACCAACCAGCAGCAAUGCUACUGCUACUGCGGCGGGCCGGGAGAAUGGUACCUGAGGAUGCUGCAGUGUUACCGGUGCAGGCAGUGGUUCCACGAGGCCUGCACCCAGUGUCUCAAUGAGCCCAUGAUGUUCGGAGACCGGUUCUACCUGUUUUUCUGCUCCGUGUGCAACCAGGGUCCAGAGUACAUCGAGAGGUUGCCCCUGCGAUGGGUCGAUGUGGUUCACCUGGCCCUCUACAACCUGGGGGUGCAGAGCAAGAAGAAGUACUUUGACUUUGAGGAGAUUCUGGCCUUCGUCAACCACCACUGGGAGCUCCUGCAGCUUGGCAAGCUCACCAGCACCCCCGUGACGGACCGAGGACCGCAUCUCCUGAACGCCCUGAACAGUUAUAAAAGCCGGUUCCUCUGCGGCAAGGAGAUCAAGAAGAAGAAGUGCAUCUUCCGCCUGCGCAUCCGCGUCCCGCCCAACCCCCCCGGGAAGCUGCUGCCCGACAAGGGCCUGGUGCCCACCGAGAACGGCGCCUCUGAGCUGCGUAAGAGAGGAAAGAGCAAGCCUGGUUUGUUGCCUCAUGAAUUCCAGCAGCAGAAAAGGCGAGUUUAUAGAAGAAAAAGAUCAAAGUUUUUGCUGGAAGAUGCUAUCCCCAGUAGUGACUUUACUUCGGCCUGGAGCACCAACCACCACCUGGCCAGCAUAUUUGACUUCACGCUGGAUGAGAUACAGAGUUUAAAGAGCGCCAGCUCAGGCCAGACCUUCUUCUCCGACGUGGACUCCACUGAUGCUGCCAGCACCUCUGGCUCCGCUUCCACCAGCCUUUCCUACGACUCCAGACGGACAGUGGGCAGCCGCAAGAGGAAGCUGGCAGCCAAAGCGUACAUGCCACUGCGGGCAAAGCGGCGGGCGGCCGAGCUGGGUGGACGCUGCCCCUCCGACAGCAGCGCAGAGGGGGCCUCAGGCCCCGAGCGGCCCGACGAGGGCAUCGACAGCCACACGUUCGAGAGCAUCAGUGAAGAUGACUCGUCCUUGUCCCACCUCAAGUCAUCCAUCACCAACUAUUUUGGCGCAGCCGGGCGGUUAGCCUGUGGGGAGAAGUACCAGGUGCUGGCUCGGAGGGUCACGCCUGAGGGCAAGGUUCAGUACCUGGUGGAGUGGGAAGGGACUACCCCUUACUGACCAGCCCCCAAAGGAUGCCAGCAGUCCUGGAAACCAAAGGAGAGACAGCGGAAGCCACAGGCUCCCCAGUUCUCUCCAGGCUGGGGUGGGGGAGGGAAGCAAGACGGAGCUGCAAGUGCCUGGCCAGAGCCCUGCCUGCCCGCCUGCCAGGGCUGUGCCUCCGCUGUGCCCGUUCUGCUCUCCGGCCCCCUCAGGCUCACCACCUCUUUGCCUGUGUCUCUGAGGUCCCGCUGGCUAUUUCUCAGUGUCUCCACACACUCCCUCAAACUGUUUACCUGUUCCUCUGAAUUAGUGUCCUGCUGGCUCUGUGGCCUGUUCCUGAGGCCCGAGUCUUUGUCCCCAGUGCGUCCCUUUACCUUUCCUUCCCCUUUUGGGUGUGUGUGUUUACACACCCAACCCUCCACUGGACAUCCUUACACCUGACCCAUCCCAGGGACCACAUCAUGAGGACAGAAACCUUUGAGAAAGACUGGGUGAAGGUGGCUAAGGGGAUGCCUUGAGGAGCCUUUCCCUCUCACUUUCCUGCCUCUCCUUCUGCCCUUGGGAAGAGGUGGUGAGGGUGGGAGAGAGAAUGCCUCUGGAAAGCCUGUGUGGCAGAGGCCCUGGGACCCUCAGGAUCUGAGGCAUGAGGAGGCUGGGCCCCUGCUUCCAAAGGCACCAGCACCAGAGCCCAGUUAUUAAGGCCCAGAGUGCAGGCUGCAGGCGUCAGCUUCUGAGACCCGUGUUCCCUCCCCUGGCCACAUCCCUCUCUGUUACCAUGGAGCUGGGCCUGGCCUUGCAAACCUGAGGCUGGAGGAAAGGAAGCCGUGUCCUGCUACACCUCAGACUGUCUCCUCUGCCUCCCACCCCCAGACUCACUCCACACACAGAAGCUUCCAUCUGUGUGUGUGCUUUCACCUCCAGGCACACACACGGGCCCUGGCCUCCAGGUGUACACACACACACACACACACACACACACACACACACACACACACACACACACACACACACACACACACACACACACACACACACACACACACACUCUCUCUCUCUCUCUCUCUCUCUCUCUCUCUCUCUCUCUCUCUCUCUCUCUCUCUCUCUCUCUCUCUCUCACUCACUCACACACUCUCCUUCGGGUGCCAGCGUGGCUCCUGCCCUUGGCUUUUCCUUGGCCCUCUUCUGGGGGCCACGUGCUGCAACUCAAUGUGAACGUCCAGCACCUGCCCGUGAACCAGCUGUCACCCUAGAGGGAGGCACAGGGGACUCAUACGCUCUUCCUUAUCCCCUGCCUUGUUCUGAAACUGACAAUCACUUUUGGGGCAGGUUGGGAUUUUUUUAAAGGGCCUGAGUCAUUAAGUCCCCUCAAAGGGAAGCCUUUGUCAGUGGGAGUAUACAUAGAGUCUUAGAACCACCAUUAAAACUCAGACCCACCUGGAGGGAGACCAAAAAUGGGAGGGGGAGGAGACCCCUCAUUUUUGCUGCUUCCAGAGGUAUUAGAAACUGACUCACUUGAUUGGAAAGAAGUGCCUUGACUGGGGCGAGGGGUGUACCUGAGGGGGACCAUCCUUGCCAACUGCUUCUGUGGCCUCCAGCUCGGCUGGGUUUUGGAGGCUGCCGGCUGCAAGGUGAAGGGGGGUGAACAAUGAGCUGAGAGCAGCAGGCCUGGAGCUGGUUUUUCCAUUAGGCUGACCCCUCCCCAUCUGUGGGCAUUCAGGGGGGUCCCUGAGAGAGUUCAGAUGCCCCUUGCCUCAAACCUCAGCCCCAACAGUGCCUUUCAACUGGGACCUCACCUCCUGUACACAGUCCACCCACUUCCUUCUGCUUCCCAGCAUGGUCCAGGCAGGAACAAGCUGGUUGGGCCCAGUUCUCUCCCUUCUCAGUUCCACAGCUGCUGCCACUGAAGGCCCCAACUGGGGCCAGGUGGAAGGGGAGCUGAGAAGGCAGCCCCCAGCCAGCCGCCUGAAGUAUGGGGCCAGAUCUAACCGGGGGCCUCCUGCCUGGCUCCAGAGAACACAGCAGCCUCCCAGGCCUGCCUUCCAGGCUUCUGAGAAAGUGCAGGAUGAACACAGCCUGUCAGUGUACCUGCACCUCCUCUACUCAAGCUCCAGAGGCUCUGGCCUUGAAGAGGAGGAAGGAGGGAGAGUGUCUUCCUCACCUGGAGGUCAGUGUAAGGCCUGGCAAGGUCACACUGACUCCACACCCCAGCAUUUCAUUCAUACCUGAAAAUAGCUGCAUUACUGCCAACUGACCUUAUCAUAACCCUGUGCACCUUCAAAAAGAUUUACGGUUUUGAAUUGCUGCUUUUAAUAACAUUUGUUAUAUUAAAAUUAUAAUUAAUGUGUCUGAUUGACAA
Molecule: messenger RNA, 4345 nt
Organism: Mesoplodon densirostris (Blainville's beaked whale)
Lineage: Eukaryota; Metazoa; Chordata; Mammalia; Artiodactyla; Ziphiidae
Gene: PHF19
Product: PHD finger protein 19
Exons: 15
Coding region: 268-2007 (579 amino acids)
Biological process (GO): regulation of DNA-templated transcription; chromatin organization
Cellular component (GO): nucleus
Molecular function (GO): chromatin binding; DNA binding
Source: RefSeq, a predicted model, not a curated record